CAGAGCCAUGGUGUCAUGGAAAGGGAUAUACUUUGUACUUGCACUGUUCUUGGGAAGUUUUUUUGGAAGUAUAUUCAUGCUCGGUCCUUUUCUACCUUUGAUGUUUAUCUCACCGGCCUGGUACCGCUGGAUCACCGAUUGCGUUGUGGCCACUUGGCUCACGCUCCCAGUGGCCUUGCUGGAGAUGGUGUUUGGUGCCAAGGUGGUUGUCACUGGUGACGGAUUUGUUCCUGGAGAAAGGAGUGUCAUUAUCAUGAACCAUCGCACACGAAUGGACUGGAUGUUCCUGUGGAACUGCCUGCUGCGAUACAGCUACCUCAGACUUGAAAAAAUCUGUCUCAAAUCCAGUCUCAAAAGCAUUCCAGGAUUUGGCUGGGCGAUGCAGGUUGCUGCCUUUGUUUUCAUUCAGAGAAAGUGGGAAGAUGACAAGAGUCACUUUGAAAAAAUGCUGGAUUAUUUCUGUGACAUUCAUGAACCGCUACAACUCCUCAUCUUUCCGGAAGGAACUGAUCUCACAGCCAAUACCAAAGCCCGCAGUAACGAAUUCGCUGAAAAGAAUGGACUUCAGAAAUAUGAGUACGUCUUACAUCCGCGAACUACUGGAUUCACUUUUGUGGUUGAGCGUCUAAGGGAAGGUGACAAUCUCGAUGCUAUCCAUGACAUAACUGUGGCGUACCCCCAAAACAUCCCUCAGACAGAGAAGCACCUUUUGAAUGGAAACUUCCCGAAGGAGAUUCACUUCCACGUCCAGAGAUAUCCCAUAGAGACAGUGCCAACUUCUAAGGAGGAGCUGCAGCUUUGGUGCCGGAAGCGUUGGGAAGAGAAAGAGGAGAGACUCCGACACUUCUAUGAAGGUGGAAAGUCCUUCAGUGCGACGGGGCAAAGCAUUAUUCCACCGUGUAAAUCUGAGCUCAGGGUCCUGACAGUUAAGUGCAUCUCGCUCCUGUAUUGGACGGUGUUCCCCCUGGGUAUGCUGGCACUGCUGUACCUGUACAGCUUUGCACGAUGGUAUUUUGCAGCCAUGAUCGUCUUUUUUGUUGUGCAGCAAAAGGUUUUUGGUGGGCUGGAACUAAUUGAACUCGCUUGUCAUCGAUACUUUAAAAAGCAACAGAAAUUUCACGACACGAAAAUAAAAAACGGUUAGUUCUGGGGUAGAGGAAGGUGUAAAAAUGGGUGGGUUUGAGAUGUCCUGCAAAUUUUAUGCACAGGGAAGAAUUUUUGCAUGAGAAUUGUCUUUUAUUAUCGCCGUUGUUAGACAUUUGCACUUGAUUCUGUGAAGGGGAAGAAAAAAUGUUAGUCAUUGCUACAUGUGAAAAUGAUAGUUUUUAUCUCUGAAUGUAAUUUCAACAUUGCUCUUGCAAGCAGCUAGCAGCUGCAUCCUGCUGUAAUUAAGAAACAAAUUGCUGGAUUAUUGAACAAUCCUAAGGACAUUAAUAAAUGUGACACGCACUGAACUUUCAUGU
This is a messenger RNA of Tauraco erythrolophus (red-crested turaco), 1463 nucleotides long. It is a transcript of the gene LCLAT1, whose product is annotated as lysocardiolipin acyltransferase 1. Gene Ontology annotation, biological process: phosphatidylinositol acyl-chain remodeling. Gene Ontology annotation, cellular component: endomembrane system; endoplasmic reticulum. Gene Ontology annotation, molecular function: acyltransferase activity. NCBI's taxonomy places the organism in Eukaryota, Metazoa, Chordata, Aves, Musophagiformes, Musophagidae. The record is from RefSeq and is a predicted model, not a curated record.